This is a messenger RNA of Piliocolobus tephrosceles (Ugandan red Colobus), 4516 nucleotides long. It is a transcript of the gene RAD50, whose product is annotated as RAD50 double strand break repair protein. The record is from RefSeq and is a predicted model, not a curated record. Gene Ontology annotation, biological process: double-strand break repair; telomere maintenance via recombination; chromosome organization involved in meiotic cell cycle. Gene Ontology annotation, cellular component: nucleus; condensed nuclear chromosome; Mre11 complex. Gene Ontology annotation, molecular function: single-stranded telomeric DNA binding; G-quadruplex DNA binding; double-stranded telomeric DNA binding. The coding region runs from base 404 to 4342 and encodes 1312 amino acids. NCBI's taxonomy places the organism in Eukaryota, Metazoa, Chordata, Mammalia, Primates, Cercopithecidae. The transcript has 25 exons.
UUUCCCGGCGUGCCCUAGGAGUGCGGCGUGGACGCGCACGGGCCUAGAGACCCACGUGACCCACAGGGCGGCCGAGGCGGGACGCUGUGAGUGCGCGCGGUUGCGGGGUCGCGUUGCGGCUACUGCUUUGCGUCCCCGGCGGGCAGCCCGGGGCUGGUUCCCGCCUCAGCUCUCGCCGCCGGCGGGAAAAGCAUCUAGUGUGGGAGGAAAGGCGCCAUCUCCCGCCCCAUCUUUCCCGCUCUUGGCGGGCCGGAUCUUUUGGCUGUCCCGUGGCCUCGCUCCCCGCCCGGAUCCUCCUGACCCUGAGAUUCGUGGGUCUCACGUCCGGUGCACGCCCUGCUUCGGCCUCAGUUAAGCCUUUGUGGACUCCAGGUCCCCGGUGAGAUUAGAAACGUUUGCAAACAUGUCCCGGAUCGAAAAGAUGAGCAUUCUGGGCGUGCGGAGUUUUGGAAUAGAGGACAAAGAUAAGCAAAUUAUCACUUUCUUCAGCCCCCUUACAAUUUUGGUUGGACCCAAUGGGGCGGGAAAGACGACCAUCAUUGAAUGUCUAAAAUAUAUUUGUACUGGAGAUUUCCCUCCUGGAACCAAAGGAAAUACAUUUGUACAUGAUCCCAAGGUUGCUCAAGAAACAGAUGUGAGAGCCCAGAUUCGUCUGCAAUUUCGUGAUGUCAAUGGAGAACUUACAGCUGUACAAAGAUCUAUGGUGUGUACUCAGAAAAGCAAAAAGACAGAAUUUAAAACUUUGGAAGGAGUCAUUACUAGAACAAAGCAUGGUGAAAAGGUCAGUCUAAGCUCUAAGUGUGCGGAAAUUGACCGAGAAAUGAUCAGUUCUCUUGGGGUUUCCAAGGCUGUGCUAAAUAACGUCAUUUUCUGUCAUCAAGAAGAUUCUAAUUGGCCUUUAAGUGAAGGAAAGGCUUUGAAGCAAAAGUUUGAUGAGAUUUUUUCAGCAACAAGAUACAUUAAAGCCUUGGAAACACUUCGGCAGGUACGUCAGACACAAGGUCAGAAAGUAAAAGAAUAUCAAAUGGAACUAAAAUAUCUGAAGCAAUAUAAGGAAAAAGCUUGUGAGAUUCGUGAUCAGAUUACAAGUAAGGAAGCCCAGUUAACAUCUUCAAAGGAAAUUGUCAAAUCCUAUGAGAAUGAACUUGAUCCAUUGAAGAAUCGUCUAAAAGAAAUUGAACAUAAUCUCACUAAAAUAAUGAAACUUGACAAUGAAAUUAAAGCCUUGGAUAGCCGAAAGAAGCAAAUGGAGAAAGAUAAUAGUGAACUCGAAGAGAAAAUGGAAAAGGUUUUUCAAGGGACUGAUGAGCAACUAAAUGACUUAUAUCACAAUCACCAGAGAACAGUAAGGGAGAAAGAAAGGAAAUUGGUAGACUGUCAUCGUGAACUGGAAAAAUUAAAUAAAGAAUCUAGGCUUCUCAAUCAAGAAAAAUCAGAACUGCUUGUUGAACAGGGUCGUCUACAGCUACAAGCAGAUCGCCAUCAAGAACAUAUCCGGGCUAGAGAUUCAUUAAUUCAGUCUUUGGCAACACAGCUAGAAUUGGAUGGCUUUGAGCGUGGACCAUUCAGUGAAAGACAGAUUAAAAAUUUUCACAAACUUGUGAAAGAGAGACAAGAAGGGGAAGCAAAAACUGCCAACCAACUGAUGAAUGACUUUGCAGAAAAAGAGACUCUGAAACAAAAACAGAUAGAUGAGAUAAGAGAUAAGAAAACUGGACUGGGAAGAAUAAUUGAGUUAAAAUCAGAAAUCCUAAAUAAAAAGCAGAAUGAGCUGAAAAACGUGAAGUAUGAAUUACAGCAGUUGGAAGGAUCUUCAGACAGGAUUCUUGAACUGGACCAGGAGCUCAUAAAAGCUGAACGUGAGUUAAGCAAGGCCGAGAAAAACAGCAAUGUAGAAACUUUAAAAAUGGAAGUAAUAAGUCUUCAAAAUGAAAAAGCAGACUUAGACAGGACCCUGCGUAAACUUGACCAGGAGAUGGAGCAGUUAAACCAUCAUACAACAACACGUACCCAGAUGGAGAUGCUGACCAAAGACAAAGCUGACAAAGAUGAACAAAUCAGAAAAAUAAAAUCUAGGCACAGUGAUGAAUUAACGUCACUGUUGGGAUAUUUUCCCAACAAAAAACAGCUUGAAGACUGGCUACAUAGUAAAUCAAAAGAAAUUAAUCAGACCAGGGACAGACUUGCCAAAUUGAACAAGGAACUAGCUUCAGCUGAGCAGAACAAAAAUCAUAUAAAUAAUGAACUAAAAAGAAAGGAAGAGCAGUUGUCCAGUUACGAAGACAAGCUGUUUGAUGUUUGUGGUAGCCAGGAUUUUGAAAGUGAUUUAGACAGGCUUAAAGAGGAAAUUGAAAAAUCAUCAAAACAGCGAGCCAUGCUGGCUGGAGCCACAGCAGUUUAUUCCCAGUUCAUUACUCAGCUAACAGAUGAAAACCAGUCAUGUUGCCCCGUUUGUCAGAGAGUUUUUCAGACAGAGGCUGAAUUACAAGAAGUCAUCAGUGAUUUGCAGUCUAAACUGCGACUUGCUCCAGAUAAACUCAAGUCAACAGAAUCAGAGCUAAAAAAAAAGGAAAAGCGGCGUGAUGAAAUGCUGGGACUUGUGCCCAUGAGGCAAAGCAUAAUUGAUUUGAAGGAGAAGGAAAUACCAGAAUUAAGAAACAAAUUGCAGAAUGUCAAUAGAGACAUACAGCGCCUAAAGAACGACAUAGAAGAACAAGAAACACUCUUGGGUACAAUAAUGCCUGAAGAAGAAAGUGCUAAAGUGUGCCUGACAGAUGUUACAAUUAUGGAGAGGUUCCAGAUGGAACUUAAAGAUGUUGAAAGAAAAAUUGCACAACAAGCAGCUAAGCUACAAGGAAUAGACUUAGAUCGAACUGUCCAACAAGUCAACCAGGAGAAACAAGAGAAACAGCACAAGUUAGACACAGUUUCUAGUAAGAUUGAAUUGAAUCGUAAGCUUAUACAGGACCAGCAGGAACAGAUUCAACAUCUAAAAAGUAUAACAAAUGAGCUAAAAUCUGAGAAACUUCAGAUAUCCACUAAUUUGCAACGUCGUCAGCAACUGGAGGAGCAGACUGUGGAAUUAUCCACUGAAGUUCAGUCUUUGUACAGAGAGAUAAAGGAUGCUAAAGAGCAGGUAAGCCCUUUGGAAACAACAUUGGAAAAGUUCCAGCAAGAAAAAGAAGAAAUAAUCAACAAAAAAAAUACAAGCAACAAAAUAGCACAGGAUAAACUGAAUGAUAUUAAAGAGAAGGUUAAAAAUAUUCAUGGUUAUAUGAAAGACAUUGAGAAUUAUAUUCAAGAUGGGAAAGACGACUAUAAGAAGCAAAAAGAAACUGAACUUAAUAAAGUAAUAGCUCAACUAAGUGAAUGCGAGAAACACAAAGAAAAGAUAAAUGAAGAUAUGAGAAUCAUGAGACAAGAUAUUGAUACACAGAAGAUACAAGAAAGGUGGCUACAGGAUAACCUUACCUUAAGAAAAAGAAAUGAGGAACUAAAAGAAGUUGAAGAAGAAAGAAAACAACAUUUGAAGGAAAUGGGUCAAAUGCAGGUUUUGCAAAUGAAAAAUGAACAUCAGAAGUUGGAAGAGAACAUAGACAAUAUAAAAAGAAAUCACAGUUUGGCAUUAGGGCGACAGAAAGGUUAUGAGGAAGAAAUUAUUCAUUUUAAGAAAGAACUUCGAGAACCACAAUUUCGGGAUGCUGAGGAAAAGUAUAGAGAAAUGAUGAUUGUUAUGAGGACAACAGAACUUGUGAACAAGGAUCUGGAUAUUUAUUAUAAGACUCUUGACCAAGCAAUAAUGAAAUUUCACAGUAUGAAAAUGGAAGAAAUCAAUAAAAUUAUUCGUGACCUGUGGCGAAGUACCUAUCGUGGACAAGAUAUUGAAUACAUAGAAAUACGGUCUGAUGCCGAUGAAAAUGUAUCAGCUUCUGAUAAAAGGCGGAAUUAUAACUACCGAGUGGUGAUGCUGAAGGGAGACACAGCCUUGGAUAUGCGAGGACGAUGCAGUGCUGGACAAAAGGUAUUAGCCUCACUUAUCAUUCGCCUGGCCCUGGCUGAAACGUUCUGCCUCAACUGUGGCAUCAUUGCCUUGGAUGAGCCAACAACAAAUCUUGACCGAGAAAACAUUGAAUCUCUUGCACAUGCUCUGGUUGAGAUAAUAAAAAGUCGCUCGCAGCAGCGUAACUUCCAGCUUCUGGUAAUCACUCAUGAUGAAGAUUUUGUGGAGCUUUUAGGACGUUCUGAAUAUGUGGAGAAAUUCUACAGGAUUAAAAAGAACAUCGAUCAGUGCUCAGAGAUUGUGAAAUGCAGUGUUAGUUCCCUGGGAUUUAAUGUUCAUUAAAAAUACCCAAGAUUUAAAUGCCAUCGAAAUGUAGGUCCUCAGAAAGUGUAUAAGAAGAAACUGCUUAUUUCUGAUACCAACUUAGUAAGAAAAUAUAUUCUUUCAAAGGAACAUUGUGUCUAGGAUUUUGGAUGUCGGGAGGUUCUAAAAUUAUGAAACUUGUUUCACUGAAAA